Messenger RNA from Scaptodrosophila lebanonensis, 2017 nucleotides. RefSeq names its product inner centromere protein A (gene meru). The record is from RefSeq and is a predicted model, not a curated record. The transcript has 5 exons. Lineage: Eukaryota; Metazoa; Arthropoda; Insecta; Diptera; Drosophilidae. Bases 332 to 1960 code for a protein of 542 amino acids.
GCGCUAACGUUUUGAACAUUACGUUGCCGCGAACACGAAUUUGAACUUCAGUCAAGUGUCAAAGCUCAAAGGAUUAACAUGUCCUGCGGCAGGGCAAGUGUGGCACACAGUUGAUAGUGAAAACCAGACUGGUGUAAUAGUGUUACAAGCUCAAGCUGCAAAUUUAAAAAAAAGGAAAAGGAUAAAGACAUAUUUCAAAAUCGAACAAAACUAGGCAAAGAAUUCCACACAAAAAAGAAAACAUCGCCAGCGAUAGGUCGAAAGAAAGUGGAACAGAGGAAACGAUAAAGAAAGGGCGAACAGAGAGUGCCAAUUAGUGGAAAUAUUCAAAAUGGCGCCCCAACAACAGAACUCAACGUUCAUCGAUGAUGAUAAUCUUGACACCUGUCCGUCGCUAUUGAAUUUGCCCGAAAGCCCCAUAUUGCCAACCAAACAUCAACAACGCGGCCAAAAUCAAGACAGCAAGAACAACCACUACAACAACAAAAAGAAGAACAAGGCACAUUUGUAUAAUAAGCAAGCGGAAAAUGCGUAUGAAGAACGACUGGUGGAUGGGAACGUGAAAAUGAACGUGCAACAACAAACGCCAUUGGCACGUUCAUGCAAAUAUAAACAUGGCACUGCUAACGGAAGUAGCCAUACGGCUGCCACAACCGCAGCCGCUGCUCGUCGCCAUCGUUCCAUUUCCCUGUAUGGCGUUAAUAGCACUGUGGAGCAAGGCCAUAAGGAAAUACCCAUUUGGCUGGACGAUGAGGAACCGCGUUAUGUAUCGGGUGUAACAAAUAAAACCACAUGCAAUGACAUAAUCAAGGCGCUGAUUGACGAUGAGCUCCGUAAUGGCAAUGCGCAUAUUUACUGCAACAACUACAAUAGCAACAACAAUAAUAAAAAUGAUGGCGGCCAUGGCUUUGACGCAGCAUCGCGUGACUACGACGAUUACGUUAUAACGGAAAGUUGGCGCGGCAUCGAGCGCAGCUACGAUGGCAACAUGGCCAUUUUGCCCGUUUGGCGCGCAUGGAGUCGUGUGCACAAUGAGAUACGCCUAUCACUCAAGCAGCGCCGACAACUCCACGGCCCACUGCCUAUGAGACUGGUGGAGGAGAAGCACAAGCCGUCCGCCACAAACUUCUCAAUGUUCCAAUGGUUGAAGAAACUAUUUCGUCUCUCCAAAACUGCCAAAAAGGCCAAUCUUCCAAGUAAACCAAUUGCCAAAGUGCCGCAAAAAAUAUUUCAACAUGAGAGUUGUGUGAAGCCUAUGGCUGUCCUACAGCCCGAUCAGCUAUAUAAGGAGAAACAGGAACGAGUCCAGGCACUUACCCCUAACCCAAGCAGCAAGACCCAACUCUAUAAAUUAGCUGAAACCCGUGCCACUGUGCGUCGACGUCGUCGGCAUCGCCGCGAGCAAAUGCGUUCGACUCAUGCACCUGUCAUCAGCAACUGCAACAAAAACAACCACAAUAACAUCAGCAACAGGGACCUAAAUUGCAUAAGACGGCGCCGCAAGGAUGCGCCACUGAGGAGCAGCGUUCGCAACAAGCUGGCCGCGAUGCAUGCUGAGAUAAAUGCCCGCUAUGAGCGCGAAUACACCCUAACCCGACAGCUGUCGCAGAAGUGCAAAUUGUUCCGACUCCAGAACGAACGGUAUACAACCAAAGAGAUGGAGGAGUCGGUGGGUCAACUGCAACGCAAUAUUGAAGCCUAUGCUGAGGAUAUUGUGAAGACAGAGCAUGAGCUGCUCGAGCUAAAGAAUGAAAUUAAACAGGACAUUUCAAUGUUGAAUAACCUGAAACGCAUGACGCUCGACGAAACAACAGAUGUAAAGGGCGUCGUUAAAACGGACCCUGAUGAUAAGGCGACCACCAAACAGAAGCCUAUUACUCAAGCUGCUAAAAUAAAUGAUAUGCAAUUCGUUGAUAACAUUUAUGAGUUUUGCGACAAUAAUGCAAGCAUGUUAGUUUAGUUGUAAUCAAGUUUGUUACGUUUUUAUACAAAUAAAUACAAUUUUUUAUAUGGUCCA